Melitaea cinxia (Glanville fritillary) is the source of this 2578-nucleotide messenger RNA. RefSeq lists its product as uncharacterized. Lineage: Eukaryota; Metazoa; Arthropoda; Insecta; Lepidoptera; Nymphalidae. The transcript is spliced from 16 exons. The record is from RefSeq and is a predicted model, not a curated record. The coding region runs from base 1 to 2406 and encodes 801 amino acids.
AUGGUGGAGCGACGGUACGUUAUUCAGUGUUACUACUACGAGAUAAAAACUGUGUUCAAAUUUUUAUCGAAUGCUAAUGGGAACCAAUUAGAAAACGACGAAAAGAUGUACUUGUUGGUUUCUCCCGAUCAACACGCGCGUACGCCGCGACUUGAGGAUUUCUUCUGGACUGGAUCUGGUGAUGGACCUCCUCCGCCCGACUUUUCAGAACCGACCGCGACUCCGAGUACGCCGAUCGUCCGGACUACCACUGUACUCGCUACUGUGUACUUGGAUUCAUACCCGCCACAAGCGGUGACAGACAAAUCAAGCGGGGAGUGUAUACUGAAUUGCGAAGUGACACCAGACAGUUUGGAAACUGAAAUCCCAGAGGACAGACGCUACUGGCUCCUAACUGUUAUACAAGGCUCCACUCCCGACAGUUUGCAACUUAGACUUGCGAGAUUAUACCAAAAAGCAUUUCUGCGACAACAAGAACGACAUCUAGGUAUAAUUAAAUCAUUAGACGCACCAACAACUAGGAAGAAACAUGAAGUGCAUUCGUUUGUUGUAAAUAAAGAUAACAAAAUCAACGAUAUUAAUACAAACACUGUCAAAACUCCUCAAAAGAUUUAUGAUAUACAAAGUUCAAUGAUAAAGAUAGAAGAUUUAGCCGUAAACUCUGCUUUAAGAAUGGAAAACUCUACUGCAGUCACGGAUAUAAGCAAUAAAAGUAGUGAUUUAGAUGGUGUAGAAAUGUUUCUAGCUGUUGAUAUUCCACCGAACGCAGUAGAUUCAAAAAUUAAAGCAACAGAAUUAAGUGAAGUAAAGUCUUGGGUACUAGUGACGCCUACAGUUAUUGUACGUAAAAGAGAUGUGAAAGAUGAGGCGAGUGAUAAAGAAGAUUUGAUUGAUUUACCACUUGAAGAGGAACCUGAUAAUGGUACGGUUUUGUUUAAAAGAGAAAUCAUCAAACCUGAACAACAACCACCAGUUCAAGUUCAUAUCCAGAAUAUAACAGAGUCAGCGGCGGGGACCGUACAGAUUGUGUACGUAGUGCUGGUGGGAGGACGCGCCGUGCCGGCCGCGGUGGCCGCACGAGACAUGCGACUGGUGAGGGACGCGGAGGUGGCGCGUGAGCUUGGCGCCGUCGUCACCACCAAGGCCGAACCAGCGUACCUGAAGGCGGCCGAGGGACUGGAGGGCUCAUCCAGUGCCGCUGUGCAAGGGGUAGAACUUUGGGCCCUGGCUGUAGGGGGGGUGGCCGCCCUACUACUCAUACUGGCUCUGGUGUUGCUGCUCUGCUUUGCUCACAGAAAGAAAUCCAAGAAAUCGGCAGCGUCCUUACGAGCAUACAGAAAUGAAAUUAUUAGAGAAACGGAACGUAAUCAAAUGAAGCAGAUAAACGACGACAAAGAUGCUAAGUUGGUAAGCGUUGUGUCUCCGAGCAGAACGAGACCAAGCAGCGUUCUGCUGCCCAUUUAUAGGACCGGAAGUGCUUCAGGAUCAUCAACAUCAUCUUCUGGAGUAUCAGAAGUAGCGGCUGCUCUUAGAAGGCGGCAGAAGAAACCGCAUGCUUUAAGGAUGCCACAGAAAAAACGAGUGGGAACAACGGACAGCUUACUUGAAGCAGCGGGUGUAGACAGCUCAGACAGUGGUCAGAGAUCUCCUCCAACACCUAAUUCCUACCUCUCUAUGCCUUCAGUCAGUGCCUUCCCCAGGGGAAACAUCGUGGAACCGCUCUCUAAAAUCUUAGAACCGGUUUCUGUGAGACAUUUAGACAUAGACUCUCCGCAACCUAGCCCUAUAACUAAAACUCGGCAGACCAGCCAAGGCCAGACCAGUGUAGUGCCAAGAAGACAGAUGCCUUCACAGUUGGUGAGGCUAGGCAGUAUUGACAAAGACCCUGGAGUUAUUGGGCCUUUGGUGUGGGAUUUGCACUGCCAGAGGAUAAAGGAUGCAUCCAAACCCUCCAGUCCCGCGACAUCUCGCAAGGAACCUUCAUCAUCCAGGAUGAGGAGGCGGUUCAACGAGCUAAUGGACGAUGCCUUCACACUCUUUGGCAGUGCUUCUGGCAACUCCAACGACACAUUUACUAUUGACAGAAGUGAUAAGGAAAAGACGGUGCCGGUGACUCAAGCUCGUAACGACAACGUACGUGUGGGAGGAACUCCGAGGGCCAUUCCUCACUCUGCGGGGCCCGGCCGCGCAACUGUUGCUCCGGCAGUUGGCGCGUGGCGGCCGCGCACGGCGGUCGCGUCGCCCGGCGCCCGGCUCGCGCUCUCAUCUCAAAGACUACCAGCGCCGGUGGUAAACACAGCACUAAUAGCCGCUGAAGGGCGACUCGCUCCCAACGAUCCAGCGCUACCGCUCAUAUCAGCGAUCAAGAGCGAAAUACAACGUAUUAGAGAUAACGCUAAAACUUAAUAAAUGUAGUCAAAUUGAUUUGUUGAUUAUCUUUAGAAAUUUGGAGUAAACAAGAUUCAUUAACCUCAAUAGGAACCUCACGAAAACAACAUGUCCCCCAAUAAUCUUGUUAUGCUCUAAAAUUUUAGUCUAAAUAAUACCUAUCAUUAUCCUUAUUGAGUUAUAUUACCUU